UCUGAGUGUUUUGGGGGUGAUGCCUCGUCACGACGUGGAGGCGAGGGAGCCGCUUCUCACCAGGGAACGCCUGAAGCCAAAUGAGCUGGAAUCCGAUGAAGGUGAAAUCAUUUUCGACAGGAGUUCAUCAAACCUCCCACGUGACGCUGGUGAGAGUUCAGAGAGAAGAUUAACAUAUGAGGAAGCAGUAGAGGAAGCAGGGUUUGGGUUGUUCCACUGGCUGCUGUUGGUGGUAUGUGGUUGGGCCAAUGCCAGCGAUGCCGUGGAGAUUCUCUGUGUGUCUUUCCUUCUGCCGACGGCGCGCUGCGAUCUGCUGCUCAGCUCCUCAGACAUGGGCCUGCUCACUGCCAGCAUCUUCCUCGGAAUGAUGGUGGGGGGCUACAUGUGGGGGUACCUGGCUGACCAGAAGGGGCGGCGCCGGGUCCUGGUUGUGUCCCUCACAGUGAACGGGGUGUUUGGAAGUCUGGCCAGCGUGGCCCCCUGGUUCUGGCUCUUCCUGCUGCUGCGGUUAAUCAGCGGCAUCGGUGUCGGCGGGUCCAUCCCUGUCAUCUUCUCCUACUUCUCUGAGUUCAUGCCCAGACGGAGGAGAGGUGCGAUGAUCAGCGCUCUGGCCACCUUUUGGAUGGCAGGCAACAUCCUGGCUGCAGGUCUGGCCUGGUUAGUGAUCCCAAGGACCUGGGCUCAUUUCUCUCUGGGGUUUCUGGACUUCCAGAGCUGGAGACUGUUUGUGGUUCUCUGCUCUGUUCCCAGCCUCACAUCAGCCCUGAUGUUCAGGCUGCUCAUGCCUGAAAGCCCCAAGUUCCUCAUGGAGGCUGGCCAGGAGAAAGAGGCGCUCCAUGUCUUCCAGGUGAUGUUUAAGCUGAACAUUCGGGGAACGGGAAAGUCUUUACCGGAAUUUGGUUUAUGCAUCAACUCCAAGAAAAGAUCUGAACAGGAGGAGACCGGACCCCACGGUUCACAACGAGAGAGACUUUGUUGUAUUGUGAAAAAGGCCGUGAUGCCCAUCAAGCUGAUGUUUAACGGUUCGCUCAGAUCCAGGAGUUUCGCUCUGCUCAUCAUCUUCUACUGCAUCUCCUUUGGGUGAGACGUCCAAUCUGAUGGCCUGCAUGUAAACUAAAGAGUAUCUGUAGUGUAGCUGGAGGUCUCCUUCAGACUGCAUGUUGUCAGGGACGUGUGCAAAGUUCAGGGCUUGUAUUUAUCAUGUGUGUUUCAACACUGCUGAUGUGAUAAAUCUACGGCAGGCGGCUGCGCUGUAGGAGAUAACCAUUGCAGAGAUUAUCUUCAACAACCAGGAGUCUGCAAAAACUGCCAAAAAAAUGUUAAUUUUAUGAAACGUUUUACUAAACUACUGCACUCUCAGUUUAGGACUUGUACAUUUUAUGGUUGAUUUAUAUUUGCACACACCAGAGUGCAUACAAAUCAGUAUAUAACAAGGAAUGUGACAGGAGAGGUCAGGAGGCCACGGCCUAAUCUAUGGACCUCAUCUGUGUGUGUGUGUGUGUGUGUGUGUGUGUGUGU
Molecule: messenger RNA, 1518 nt
Organism: Notothenia coriiceps (black rockcod)
Lineage: Eukaryota; Metazoa; Chordata; Actinopteri; Perciformes; Nototheniidae
Gene: sv2
Product: synaptic vesicle glycoprotein 2
Exons: 9
Coding region: 20-1084 (354 amino acids)
Biological process (GO): transmembrane transport
Cellular component (GO): membrane
Molecular function (GO): transmembrane transporter activity
Source: RefSeq, a predicted model, not a curated record